Molecule: messenger RNA, 7119 nt
Organism: Corythoichthys intestinalis (scribbled pipefish)
Lineage: Eukaryota; Metazoa; Chordata; Actinopteri; Syngnathiformes; Syngnathidae
Gene: pomt1
Product: protein-O-mannosyltransferase 1
Exons: 17
Coding region: 4179-6125 (648 amino acids)
Biological process (GO): protein O-linked glycosylation via mannose
Cellular component (GO): membrane; endoplasmic reticulum
Molecular function (GO): dolichyl-phosphate-mannose-protein mannosyltransferase activity
Source: RefSeq, a predicted model, not a curated record
GGAAAGUGAAAAUGACAGUCAACAAUUUUUCUCGCUAAAAACUUUGAACAGUCAUAACUCGGCAGAUAUACAACAUAUCUGCGCCAAACUUCCCGUGCUUGUUGAGAGUCAUACCCUGAAGUAGAGCUGGGCGGUAAACCGAAAAUUUACCGUCACCGAAAUUCUUCACGAUGACCGACGUAAUUUUGACCAUGUCGGUAAAUUCGGUAAAUUAAUAAAACAAGAAAAUAGUCUUUUCAUCCCGCUUUGACUCUGUUGUUCGUCUAUGCUCAUUCCCCUUUAAGAAAGCAGUGAAUGUACUUACGUAGGGAGUCACGUGAUCAUCAGGAAGCCAAUCAAACAGAAGCCCGGUAAGCUAACGCUAGCAGCUAAUGCUACAAGCAAAACGUGAUGGAGUGUGGCUUAAGGGAGGCUCGCCAAACUUUCACCCGACAUUUAAUAGACUCUUGGUGGCAUCCAGACGGGCUUUCACCAGCUGUCCUCCCUUGUUCUCACAAUUUCCGGAGAUGGUGCUUUCAGUGCUUUCUACCGGUAGCCAGGCCACAGGCUAACGCUAGCCGCUAACGCUAGCGGCUAACGCUACAAAUGAACGUGAUGGAGUCGGAUAGCUUGUCGAAACGGCUGAAUUUAAUGAGUGGAUUGGGCAUGGACUGCAUCUAGCAAUUACUAUGUCGCGUUAUUUUGUAUCUGACUGUGUGUGAUUUCUCUGAUAGCUUUUGUGAUGGUAAAGCAUUCAGCAUAAAGCACAAAUGGCCCCAGCUAUUUUUCUGUAUGUGCUUAAUUCUGUGUCAUUAUUGCUAUCAUUGUUACGGUGGCUGGAAUGUUCGACCCAAAAGCGCAGCAAUGAGGAGGCAGAGGUGACGAGGAGCCCGAGGGCGUGUUUAAUAAACAAGAAAAUAAAAAGGAAUGACGAGAGGUGGAGGCACUGCAGAGUUGGAAGGCUGAGAUGGCUUGGAGUUGCUGUGAAGAAAAGGGAUAUGAAUAAGUCAAAGUUUGGUUGCGUGAGAGGCCUGUACUUUACCAUGUGAGGUUAGGUGAAGCUCUGGCGUUGAAUGACGUGCAGACCAGUCUUUUGUAGUAGCAGGCUGUUGAUUGUGAAGUGAAGGCUGGUGUGGUGAUUGAUGACAGGUGUGCACAGCAGAGUCAGUGAGGAGGAGGUGAAGGCGAGGCUGAGUGAGCCAUAACAAUCAUAAAAUCUUAAGUGUUUCAUUUGCAGAAGAUCAAUAUAGCUUUAAUGUGUGUCUGUCUGUCUGUCUGUUUGGGGGUUCAUGUAUGUGUGCAUUUAUUAAAAAAUGCACUGGGGGGGAGACCCUGAAACCAUAAAGUAAACACUUGUAUUGAAUAAUUAUGUCACAGCAGCCAUUAACAAUAAAUUGUCUUUUUGAAGUGUACUGUUCGAGCUGCAAGUCAUUUGUGUUACAAUGACAUGUUUGCACAGGCAUAUCGAUUUUGACAAUGUACAUUGUUCAAGCCAUACACUCUGUUAUAAAUGCUCAUACUUGAAUUCUUAUUGUUUACAAUUCAUUUGUAUAAACCUAAUGUCUAGACUGCAUGUACAUUUGUUAAAUAUAUCAAAUUGAAUGCUGGUAACUAAAUCAACAAGAAACUGUUAAUCUGUAUUUCAUGCAUUGAUUCAGAUUUUCAAAUUAUAUAACAGUCCGCUUGGACGACUUUAUCGUCAUUUAUCGUUAUCGAGAUAAAUCUGCUCCAUUUAUCGUGAUACAUGUUUAAGGCCAUAUUGCCCAUCCCUACCCUGAAGGGCCUUGUAGGGGUCAUUUGCAUCAACCCUACAGCGCCAACUAGUGGCAAUAGAAAGUCACUCGUUUUUCCAAUACAUGUCCAGUUCUUUUCAGUUUGGUCAUUCUAGUUUCAAGACCUAUUAAAAUACUUAUUUACGGCCCAUGUCCACGUGUCUGUCUGUUGCCGUGACGACCCUUUGUUCGCCAUUUAAAGGAAAUAUUUUUUUUCCAGAGAGUCAGGCAGCUUAUAGAGCCACAAUAUUUGGCACACUUGGUCGAAUUGGCCCAGUUAGAAGCUUAAUUUUGGUUUUGAAUAAGGGCUUGGCUGCACAGCUCAGUAGUACCUCCUUUUUUGUAGUAGUCUCUCCAAUAGGGGUUUUUAUCUCUUGGGUGUGGUAAUGUAAGAGGCGACUUUCGAGCAUGUUAAGUUCUAAUGAGAUGAUUAGAGAGGAGGAUCUGCCACCACCCUGACCUGCACACAGUCCGAGUUGCGCUAGAUUGCGAGGGCCCGUUCAGUCCUGCUUGCAGGCCUAGUUUUUGUUGUUAUUUAACUGUUGCCACAAUAAAGUGAAGGAAGCCAUCAUUCACUCCUCUCCUUUCUAUUUCCCUAUUCGGGCUAUUACAAUAUGUUCCGGGACCUGUCCACGUGCCGUCAUCCCUGCGCUGUCAUAUGUACUACACUGUUCCACAACUGUUGGCAGCUCUGCUUUGACAAAGUCAUCAGUCAUCUAUCCAAAAAUCACACUUACUUUUUUGCAAAUCCUUGAUCAUAAGCAGACCGGUUGAGGAAGCAGGCAUCUUCGAAGUCCUUGUAGCAGAGAACACGACUCGAUGAUGGCGUGAAAUUCAUUGUGCGAACAAAAAGAUGUCCAUUUACGUGCCCUGCUAUCCUUCAGCCACUCAUACAACUUUUCUUUAGAUUGAGAACAAUACAUCGCCACACACCGCCGUGGCAUCUUACCGAGAAGCAAUGCAACAAUACUGGGUGUAUGACGGACUUCCCUCGCAGUUCUCGGUGUGACGUCAUUUCCGAAGAUUGCCGAAGAUUUCCGAAGAUUGUGGAAGAAAAGCAUUUUCGUUGUCAAGGGUGUUGCUAUGGGUUAAACAAAGAAUCUGGAAGGGUUGCGUUAAAAAAAAUAACGAAAAUAUGCUUAUAAUUGUUUAGCCAUUGAUAUCAUUCAAAAACAUGGUUGGCCAACCUGACUUCACAUUUGGUCUUUAAGAAAUAGAGGUGCCGCUGUGCUUUCUUGGCGAGUGACAUGGUGUUAGUGGUCCAAGAGAGGCCCUCAUCGAUGUACACGCCUUUUGUACUGGUUACUCUCUACAGCAGCCCCAUCAAUGAUCAGUGGCAGGUGUUGGCUGUGGCCUCUCUGGAAGUUGACAACUAUCUCCUUUUUUUUUGUUGACGUUCAGGAGGAGGUUGUUUUCUCUGCACCAUGUGGCCAAAAGUUCCAACUCAGUCCUGUAGUGCGUCUCGUCGCCGUUGGAAAUGAGGCCCACAUGAGUGGUGUCGUCCACAUACUCUACCAAAUAAUUGAUGCUGUUGGUUGUUUUGCAGUCAUAUGUAAAGCGCAUGGAGCUCAGAACACAGCCCUGUGGGGCUCCUGUGCUUAAGGUGAUGGUGCUCGAAAUGUUGUUGCCGACACGUACUGCUUGCAGUCUCUUGCUGAAGACGUCCAGCAACCAGUUGCAGAGGGAGGUGCUAAGUCCUAGCUUGUCCAGUUUGCUAAUGUGAGGGCUGGGUGUAGGUCAGAGCAGAUUGCUUCAUCUGUGGAUCGUAGAUAUAGAGCGAGGAUGUCAGUGAAAAUGUGCUUUAGUUCCUCAGCGUAGUCCUUCAGGACUCGCCCAGGGAUACUGUCUGGGCCUGUUGCCAUGUGAGGGUUGAUGUUGGUGAGUACUCUUUUCACGCUGGUAACAGGCAGGAACAGUGGUCGGUCGUGGGGCGGGGCUGGUGUUUUCUGUGGAAGCGUGUUUUUUUUUUUGUUCCUCAAAGCCUGCGAAAAAGCGGUUCAGGUCAUUCAGCAGAGGUAAAAUGCCCCCCUUCCCCCGCGCCUCAGGCCCCGUCGAGUAGAAAGCCACCGCAGUGACACGGAAGCCUUGGGCGCAGGCCUGGGUGUAGCCGCUGCGGAUGCACCGGUGGUCAUCUGCUGCUCUGCUCCGGACGGAGCCCGUGGGGAAAGCUGGAGAAGGGCCAAGGUCCCCCUACCCUUACUUGAGUCAAAUUUUUGCCUACUCUAACCACAUCUGCUUAUGUCAUUGUUUUAAAAAGAAAUCGGACUUUAUAAGUAUUUGAGGCUGGAUAAGGUCUUUUUCAUCUGGCAAACCCUGGCCAUAUGUGCAUACAUAUUUUGCAGCCUACCUGGGAGAAUUUGACGGAAACUUCACGUGGAACCGAAUAGGAGCGGGUAAGACGACGAGUGCGAUUAGCACAUACGAUGGAUGACCUCCUUCGAUGGCCCGCUUGCGUCUGCCCCAGAGUACCCAUGCGGCGUGAGCGUGUGGAGCCUGCGGGCAGUACCGGCUGCGUGCGGCGCUCUAUGCGUCCCCCUGGCAUAUUGCCUGACUCUGGAGUUGGGCUUUGGGCGCGCGGCUGCAACGGGAGCAGCGCUUCUACUCUUGCUAGACAACGCUCUGAUCGUCCAAUCGCGGCUCAUGUUGCUGGAGAGCGUGCUGAUCUUCUUCGUCCUGGCGGCCUUCCUGUCUUACCUGCGCUUUCACCGCACCGGGCAAAGGUGUCCCACCAGAUACGCUUGGAUCCUCCUCUCUGGGACGUCCUGUGCUGCCGCCGUCGGGGUGAAGUACGUGGGUGUGUUCUCCUACCUGCUGCUGGUAGGUGUGGCCUGCAUACACUGCUGGAAGCUAAUUGGUGAAACGCAAGUGAGCGGGCCGAGAGUGUGCGCAGAGUGCAUCGGGCGUGGCGCGUGUCUACUGGCGGUCCCGGUGGGGCUCUAUGUCCUCUGCUUCUACGCGCAUCUGACGCUCCUGCACCGCAGUGGACCCCACGACCACAUGAUGAGUCCCGCCUUUCAAGCUAGCCUACAGGGCGGUCUGGCCAGGAUCACCCGAGGACAACCUCUGGAGGUGGCCUACGGCAGUCAGGUGACCUUGAGGAGCUCCGCCUCCCGCCCGGUCCCAUGUUGGCUCCAGUCUCGCAAAGCUAACUAUCCCGUCAGGUACGAGAACGGACGAGGCAGCUCUCACCAGCAGCAGGUCACCUGUCAUCACCUUAAGGACGUCAACAACUGGUGGAUUGUCAAGAACCCCCGCAGGGCCGAGCUGUCCGUUGGCAGUCCUCCUCAGGCGGUGCAUCACGGAGACGUGGUCCAGCUACUUCACGGGAUGACGUCUCGCUUCCUCAACAGCCAUGAUGUGGCCGCCCCUUUGAGUCCCCACGCCCAGGAAGUGUCGGGAUAUGUGGACUUCAACGUGUCCAUGCCCGCACAGAAUCUUUGGAAAGUGGACAUCGUGAACCGCGAGGAAGAUUCCGAAGUGUGGAAGACCAUUGUGUCGGAGGUCCGCUUUGUUCACGUCAACACAUCUGCCGUCCUCAAGCUGAGCGGCUCAUCUCUUCCCGAUUGGGCGGCGGGUCACGCGGAGGUGGUGGCAGACAAGGUUAAAGGUCCAGGAGGCAGAGCCACUUGGACCGUGGAGGAGCACCGAUACGGAACCGGCGAGGAACGGGAGGCGGAGCUUCAGUCUCCCACCCGCGUCGACGUCGAGCGCCGGAUUUCCCUGUGGUCUAAGUUCACCGAGCUUCAGUGGAGGAUGCUGACAGUCAAACAGGAAGACAUCGAGCACAAAUAUAGCUCCGCACCAUUAGAAUGGCUCACCAUGGAAACCAACAUCGCUUACUGGCUCCACCACUCCACUAAUGCUCAGAUCCAUUUGAUUGGUAACCCCGUCUCGUGGGGUCUGGCCAAACUCAGCCUUUCCACCUAUCUCAUAAUGGCGGCCGUCUACCUGCUGAGAAGGAGGCGGGGCAUCAAAGAUUUAACAGAGGGUGCGAGCCAAGCGACAAACAUCCCUCACAUCUAUGCGUGGGAGCGUUUUGUGAGCACGGGCGCAGUGUGCGUGGGCGGCUGGCUGUUGAAUUUUGCUCCCUUCGUGCUGACUGAGAAGCGCCUGUUCUUGUACCACUACCUGCCGGCUCUGGUCUUCCUGCACCUGCUGGUCCCCGCGCUGCUGGAGCACCUGCACGAACACGUGCUCAGCAUGGAGUGGCAGUGGCGCGCGCUGCGGGCGUGCGCGCUGGCGGCACUGGCUUGCACCUUCCUGUCCUACCGCGCCUUCCGCCCUCUGACCUACGGGAGCCCGGAGCUGUCGGCCGACGAGCUGCGAGCGCUUAAAUGGAGGAGCUCCUGGGACAUCCUGUACCGACGGCGUUAGACUCCACCUCAUUGCACGAUGCCAAAGGACCGCACUUUUGACCAUCAACUAGAAAAUGCCAUCCCUGGUUAAAUUGCGAAAAUCGCAAUUUUUUUUUUUUUUAACACCGGUCCUAUUCAGCUGCAAUGAGAACUAAUCUGAGCAUCUUUUAAGGCUGGAACUGCCUCUCUCCCUCCCCCUCACUUCUUGGUCAUUCAUUGUCAGACGGAAGCAGCACGGCAAAACGCCAGGCUGAAAAAAUAAGUAAAAAUAUCAAAAUGGCUUACCUCUUCGUCCCCUGUAGGCCCAUGGCCCCCAACAAAAUGUUUGCUGCAUAUGAAAUGUGAAUGGCUUCACCUUGCUGGUGUUAAAGUGGUCUUUCGGACGUCCGCGCAAGUUGAUCCAUUCUUCCUCCAAUUUUUUGGUUUCGGAAAAUAUGUAGAAAACAUUCUUCAUAUUUCGUCAUGUCUAGUCGUUUCUACAAGUUCCAUAGCAGCUGAGUUUACUUGGCAUGUUCAUUUUUGAAAGAUUAGGGAGAAAACAAGCCGAAAUAACAUGGAUUGUAUGCGAGGGCGUGUCUAUAAUGACCCACUUCUGCAUUACAAUGGCGACGUCACGGUCUAAAAAUAGCAUUCGUACGGUACACUAUUGGUGUCUUAUGAGUUUCCAUGUACAGGAAAUGACCCUGAUUGCUUGAAAAUGUAAAGGAAAUGACCCGAUAUCAACAGAAAGUACCCUAAAAUAAACAGAAAGGACCAACAACAAACGGGAAGUGAUGAGCAAAUGCAAUGCAUGGACUUUUUUCAAGAUCCGCUGUUGGCUCAUCUGCAGUUGAUACAAUAUAAGAAGUACAAAUGAUUGUUGUGUACAGUACUGUGAUUUUUCGUCACCUCACGGCCAGUGUUAGACAAGGAAGUAGCAGAAGAAAAAUUGGAACUCCUAAUAUACAGUGAUACUUUGCUACUUUGUGUAACAUCGUGGAUUUUUAUUCUUGUUUUAAGAAUAAAAGACUUCU